Messenger RNA from Cokeromyces recurvatus, 523 nucleotides. Its product is annotated as DNA-directed RNA polymerase. Gene Ontology annotation, molecular function: protein dimerization activity; DNA binding. The record is from RefSeq and is a predicted model, not a curated record. Lineage: Eukaryota; Fungi; Mucoromycota; Mucoromycetes; Mucorales; Mucoraceae. The coding region runs from base 72 to 494 and encodes 140 amino acids. Gene Ontology annotation, biological process: transcription by RNA polymerase II. The transcript is spliced from 3 exons. Gene Ontology annotation, cellular component: RNA polymerase II, core complex.
UUUUUUUUUUUUAUUAUUUUUAUUAUUAUUAUUAUUAUUGACAAUACUAUAGACAAUUAUACAAUUAAAAAAUGAAUGCACCAGAUCGUUUUGAAUUAUUCGUUAUUCCAGAGGGAAAGAAAAAGGUGGAAAUGGAAAUUGAUACCAAAAUCCCUAAUGCUGCAACUUUUACAAUUGAACGUGAAGAUCAUACACUAGGAAAUAUUUUGAGAGGACAAUUAUUAAAAGAUCCUAGAGUUUUAUUUGCUGGUUAUAAAGUUCCUCAUCCUCUUGAACACAACUUUCUUAUUAAAGUACAAACUGUACCUGGUACAUCACCUGGAAAGGCAUUAAAGGACGCAACUUCAGAGCUUAUCUCAGAAAUCAAUACAUUAAAAAAUAAAUUUGAUAUGGAAGUCAUCCGUCAUCGUACUUUUGAAGAUGCAAAGCAGCCUCCAUCGGGUUAUGAUGUUGACAGUAUGGAACACCGUACAGGCAUGGAUGUUGAUUUUUAGAAAUUUAUAUAAAUAUAUAUAUAUAUAUU